Molecule: messenger RNA, 1384 nt
Organism: Daucus carota subsp. sativus
Lineage: Eukaryota; Viridiplantae; Streptophyta; Magnoliopsida; Apiales; Apiaceae
Product: E3 ubiquitin-protein ligase PUB24
Exons: 1
Coding region: 80-1306 (408 amino acids)
Biological process (GO): protein ubiquitination
Molecular function (GO): ubiquitin protein ligase activity
Source: RefSeq, a predicted model, not a curated record
UACAAGUAAACAACUCUCAAGUCUUCCUCUUAUAUAUACUUAGGUUUGCUUGUUUUUUCUUACAAAUAAUAUACUAAAGAUGGAAGACAUAGAUGUCCCAACGUAUUUCAUAUGUCCGAUUUCACUUCAAAUCAUGAAAGAUCCCGUAACCGUUAUCACCGGCAUAACAUACGACCGCGAGAGUAUAGAGCAGUGGCUUGCCACGGCUGAGGAGUCCUUGUGUCCGGUGACAAAACAGCCCUUGCCUCAAGACUCCGACGUGACACCUAACCACACGCUCCGCCGCCUCAUCCAAGCAUGGUGCACAGCCAAUGCCGAUCUCGGUAUCGAUCGGAUACCUACUCCGAAAUCCGUUUUAAGCAUGUCUCAUGUGCUUAAGUUGAAUCGGCAGCUCAAGGCUCCUCAGUUGUGUUUCGGUGCUUUGAAAAUAUUGGAUGGGCUUGCGAACGAGAGUGAGAAGAAUCGAAAGUGCAUGGCCGAAGCUGGCACGGCUAGUGCUGUGGUUUCGGUGAUUGUGAAAUGUUUUCGGGAGAGGCGAAAUGUAGGGCUUGAGGAAGCGGUUAGGGUUCUUCAUCUUACGUGGAAGCCUUCGCCUGAUAAUAUUCGGGUUGUGCAUGAUAAUUUUGAUAUUAUUGAGUCCAUAUUAUGGAUUCUACAAGACGAUCAUGAAAAUCUUGUUGAGCUCAAACACUUGGCGGUUUUAGUCCUCAAGACAAUUAGUGAAGUUGCGAGUUCAAAUUUGAUGGAAAGAUUACAAUACAAGUUCUUUGAUGUUAUUGUGGCAACUUUGAGAGAGUAUCGUACUUCUGAUCAUCAGGCUACGAAAGCCUUGCUACAUGUAUUAGGACUGGUCCUUCCUUGGGGGCGAAAUCGGAUGAAAAUAAUUGAAGCGGGUGCGAUUUAUGAGCUAAUCGAGCUCGAAUUAAUGCACCCGGGAAAGCAUGUCACCGAGCUCAUCUUUUGCCUCCUGGCUGAUCUCUGCGCUUGUGCUGAUGGGAGAGCUCACCUUCUGAACCAUGCGGCUGGUAUUGCAGUCGUGUCGAAGAGAAUUCUGAGGAUUUCUCCGGUGACAGAUGACAGAGCAGUUGACAUACUCGUUAUGAUCGCGAGACAUUCUUCCAUAAAAGAGGUCGUUGCGGAGAUGUUGAGUGUGGGAGCUGUUGCGAAGAUGUGUUUGAUGAUUCAAGCAGAUUGUGAUGAUAACUUGAAGAAGAAAGCACGAGGAGUUCUGAAGUUGCAUAGUAAUGCUUGGAGGGCUUCUCCUUGUAUUAAUGAUUAUAUUUUUACUAAGUUUGCUGGGAACUAAAUUCGAGUCCUCGCUAGAUUUUCCAACAUUGUUUUGUUCGAAUAUUAACCAUUGAUCGAUAUUUAAAUACAAAAAGAA